This is a messenger RNA of Phaeoacremonium minimum UCRPA7, 888 nucleotides long. Its product is annotated as putative taurine catabolism dioxygenase protein. NCBI's taxonomy places the organism in Eukaryota, Fungi, Ascomycota, Sordariomycetes, Togniniales, Togniniaceae. The transcript is spliced from 3 exons. The record is from RefSeq and is a predicted model, not a curated record. The coding region runs from base 1 to 888 and encodes 295 amino acids. Gene Ontology annotation, molecular function: oxidoreductase activity.
AUGAGCUCCCAGAACGAAGGACCCGUCAUUGGCACCACUGUCGGUCAUGCUGUUGCGCAGGACUUCAUUGCCUUGGCAUCAAACCUUGGGUCGGAGGCUGGCAUCCCACCAUUGCCCCUGGGCAUGCCCUCGCACCUGAGCCACGCACUAGCUUGGUCCGGAGCCGACUUCAUCCACGAGGCCAACUACAUCUACCUGCUCACGGAAGCUAACCUUGCCGAAAUUAGCACUGCGCUUGCGUACUUCAAAGGGCUAGAAUUAGACGGUGAUCUCGUGUCCCGAGAGAACUUCCCACUACCUGCCUUAGGCGUCACAUUAGACUCGCUGAGUCGAGAGGUACACGAUGGAAGAGGAUUCUGUGUUGUUAGGGGUAUUGAUCCCCACAAGUAUACAGUCGAGGACCUUACUUUGAUCUAUCUGGGCGUCCAGGCGUACAUUGCUGAUCAACGAGGUCGUCAAGACAGCCGCGGAAACAUGCUUGACUCUCGCCUUGUCAUGAACUUCGGCCGGGCGGCGCUUCUCGGCAGCGUAAAUCACCCUCGUAAACCAACCCUCCCUGUCCUGACGGAGAAGCAACGCGAAGCGCUCGACGCUGUUGAGGCAGCGGCCCGAGCAACAGAGCUUCAUAUCGCGACACGCGCUGGUGAUAUGCACUUCAUCAACAACCUCGCGGUACUGCACCGUCGCGAGGGCUUCGUGGACGGCGAGAGUGCCAUGGAGAAACGCCACCUGGUCCGGCUCCGGUGCCGCAGCACUGAACGGGGCUGGCGGAUUCCGGUGCCUCUGCAGCGGGAGUGGUUCGAUGCAUUUGAGAGGGAGUGGGAUCGAAUCUGGCACCUCGAGCCCAUGCCAGAUGCAUUUUUCCCCUUGCGCAAGUAUCCAAACUAG